AUGUAAUAACCUGGAGAAGAUAUAGAUUAAUUUAUACUUGGCUACAAUAAUUAAACUAACAACUCUUUGAUUUAGCCUAACACCAAUCAAGAAUAACUACUAGCACAGAAUGCUCGACUUUUACAACAAUUACAUGAAUAACAAAGGAUGCUUAAUUUACAAAGUCUUUUCACUCAGAACAUGCUUCAAAAUCCAUAUCAUAAUUAGUAAAUCACACAGAACAGCAAAAAGAUUAAGAGAGCCAAAUCCACUUUGCAACAUAUUUAAUCGAAUGCCAGUUUGCGAGAUCAACAACCUUAGAUAUAGGAAAUCAAAGGGAAUGUUAAAAAUGCCUAUAUUAAGAAAAUCACAUCCCUCUUGUGUGUUGAAGGAGACAAAUUGCUUGACGAGGAAUUGCAAGAGGAUUUAUAAGAAGAUAGUUCCUCUGAAGAGCUGUCCAAAGAGAAAAAGGGUGGAUUGGCAGGAUUGCUAGGCUCCGCAAAUGACCUAUUGAAUGAGGAUUGUAAAAACAAACGACUGAGACAGAGUGCCAAGAAAUCAAGAUUGAGAAAGAAGGUAUAUCUGAAGCUAUUGGAGAAAAAAGUAACCGAUUUGGAUCAGAAAAUUUAAGAGUACAAAAAAACAACCAAGAAGUCAUUUGAAUAUCUGACACAGUUGUUGAUUUCACAUCCGAUACUUAAUAGCAUGAUUAUUGGGAAUUCUAAUGCCAUUGAUCAAAUCAUGCAAUGCAAUUAACCUGAAUAAGCCCAAUUGGUUAUCGAUUCUUAUAUGAUGAGAUAUGGGACUUGCGGCAUUAAAAGAAAAGAUUAUAUCAAAUACGCAAUCAAAAAUAUCCAGAGAAACUUCUUGAAAGGAAAUUACGGAUUAUUACUAAUAAGUACCAAUGAUGGAGGGAACACUUAUGAUGAGGAAUUCAAUAAUUAUGUUGAGAUUGUAAAGAAAUUUACAAAAAUAGAAGACAAUAAUUUGAUAUACAAGGUACUCCCAAUCAUAGAUAAAUUAUUGAAUCAUCGCAAAGUAUCUUAAAAGUAUGUCUUGUUUUAAGUACAUAGGUAUUUACUCCAAUUAAACAAAGAAAUGAAGAAUUUGAAAUUAAUUUAAUAGGAAGUGGAUGAGACAGUGUGUUAAUUUACAUAAUCAUUGACAUUUAUGCAGAUGGUGGAGUUUGUCAAAGAGGUUGAGCGAUUGCGAAAUUUUAAUAGAACUCAGUUUUGA
This is a messenger RNA of Paramecium tetraurelia, 1215 nucleotides long. RefSeq lists its product as uncharacterized. Gene Ontology annotation, biological process: regulation of DNA-templated transcription. NCBI's taxonomy places the organism in Eukaryota, Ciliophora, Oligohymenophorea, Peniculida, Parameciidae. The record is from RefSeq and is a predicted model, not a curated record. The transcript is spliced from 4 exons. Gene Ontology annotation, molecular function: DNA-binding transcription factor activity.